This is a messenger RNA of Enterobius vermicularis (human pinworm), 354 nucleotides long. Lineage: Eukaryota; Metazoa; Nematoda; Chromadorea; Rhabditida; Oxyuridae. The record is from the annotation of a GenBank genome assembly.
AUGGAAAGAAAAUUUUUGAAACCGAAUGCGUUUGCCCCAGUACCCCUCAGCGAAAAUUUUUGGAGAGUAUUGGUCUCUACCGGGGAUGACGAGUCUUCGCCGGCAGUAGGUAGCUCACAAGCAGCAAUUCGCGCUGACAACGUAGAGGCUGAAGUGCGACGAGUUUUGCACGAGAAAAGAAAUGUCGUUGACGAUGCAGUGUUGAAACAGGUUGCUCCUACCGCUACAAAUGUAGUCGGCAAUCAGUACGAAAACUUGAUUGAGCUUAGCUUUGAUCAGGAGAAACUUAUUCAAGAGGAAGAGGAGAGGAGAAGGCGGCAACGAGAAAAAAUCGUGAAUAGGAUUCUUACAUGA